AUGGAAAAAGCACAAACACUUUACGAAAAAGCCGAUACACUGGCUAAUACUACAGAGAGUGCACUUGCUCAGCUUAAAUCUCCAGCCGGAAAUCUUAAGAAUGCAGCCAAAGGCAGUGGUAGUCUAUACGAGAAAGCAAAAGAUCUAGCAAAGGAUAUUGGUAAUGAUGGUAAGGCUGGAGAUGUCAUAACUGCAUUUGAAGACGUAAGAACUAAGUACAAUGAACUAACAGGUAAUCUGAAUUACAAUACUUAUAAAGAUAAUGAGAAGGUUAAAGCUGUUGAUGACGCCUACAAAAGUCUUAAGGAUGUCUACGAUACAAUCCUCAACGUCAAGAAGGCUAACCUACUCAAAGCUCAAGUUGGUGAUGGUAAUGCUGAUCAAAAGAUUUGGUCCAAGGCCAAGGACCUCUAUACCAAAGCCAACUUACUAGCCACUGCAGUAUCUAGUAAUAAUGAACUUAAAGAUCCUGUAGACGCCCUUGCUACUGCUGUAGGAGCCGAUGAUAACAAUGGUCUAAGAAAGGCUCUCUCCGAACUCAACAGUGAUACUGAUACCAAUAAGGCUGAUUUUGUUAAAAAGGCCAUGGAAGUCAUCAGUAACUACAACUCUGUAAACAAUGCCUACAAUGCUGUUAAGGCAAAACAACAAGAAUAUACUGCUGCUCUUACUACUAGUGAAUCAGCUAAAUAUACCCAAGUUACAUCUAAUUUCACUCAACUUGAAAGAGCCUACAACCUGGCCAAUUGUAAGGCUAUCACUCCUAUUCUUGACAAACUUUGGAUUAGAUAUUCCUCCAUAACAUGUACUUGGUCCAACUUAAAAUUUUACUCUAUUUACCGUCACACUGGCACGUUACCACCUUCCACUCAGCACAUCCAUCACACAUAUAAUACAAUAAUAAUAUAG
Messenger RNA from Theileria parva strain Muguga, 909 nucleotides. RefSeq names its product Tpr-like protein. The record is from RefSeq and is a predicted model, not a curated record. Bases 1 to 909 code for a protein of 302 amino acids. The transcript has a single exon. Lineage: Eukaryota; Apicomplexa; Aconoidasida; Piroplasmida; Theileriidae.